CAAAGAACCUCCGGGCACUCUCGGGGGUAACCAGCCUUUGCAAUGGCCGCAUCUUUGACGGGAAAGAAGAUCGUGUUUGUGACGGGAAACGCAAAGAAGCUGGAGGAGGUCAUUCAGAUUCUAGGAGAUAAGUUUCCAUGCACUUUGGUGGCACAGAAAAUUGACCUGCCUGAGUACCAGGGAGAGCCAGAUGAAAUCUCCAUACAGAAGUGUAAGGAGGCAGCUCGCCAGGUGCAGGGUCCUGUACUGGUGGAGGAUACCUGUCUGUGCUUUAAUGCCCUCGGGGGGCUCCCUGGCCCCUACAUAAAAUGGUUUCUAGAGAAGCUAAAGCCUGAAGGCCUCCACCAGCUCCUGGCCGGCUUUGAGGACAAAUCAGCCUAUGCACUUUGCACAUUUGCACUCAGCACCGGAGACCCAAGCCAGCCAGUACUCCUGUUCAGGGGCCAGACCUCGGGCCAGAUCGUGAUGCCACGAGGCUCCCGGGACUUUGGCUGGGAUCCCUGCUUUCAGCCUGAUGGAUAUGAGCAAACUUAUGCAGAGAUGCCAAAGGCUGAGAAGAACACCAUUUCUCAUCGAUUCCGGGCCCUGCUCAAGCUACAAGAAUACUUCAGUGUGACUGCUGGGGCUGGUGGCCACUAAGGUCAUGGGUGAGGGCAGGACUGGUGCAGAACUCUGCAGGAGACAGGCACUCCUGGCAAGUAUUUCCCUGGGUUCCCUUUGCCAGGGAUCCAGGCAGCUUCAACAGCCAGGGAUGGAAGAGCAGUGUGCUCUGUAUAGGGGAAUUCUGGGCCAGUUAACACUAACUCUUGCCCUUUGGGAUUCGAGAGUUGCCUUUGGCCUGGCCUAGUGGUGUAUACCUUUAGUCCCAGAAUUUUGGAGGCAAACAUAUCUUUGUGAGUUCAAGGCCAGCCUGGUUUACAUAGUGAAUUCCAGGACAGCCAGAGCUAAAUAGUGAGAUGCUAUCUCAAAACAAAAACAAAAAAACAGUUGCUUUUGCAGCCUCUGGGAUCCUGAGAGAACUUUGUGUGUUCAUACUUCUUAGCUGGGUUGAGAGCUGGCAAAGAAACACACAACCUUUGAUUUUAGAAUGCAGCAAAUACAUGUAAAUAAGGAAGACAUGUUUCCAGAAUAAAUGGUAUAUCUGUCUUGA
Molecule: messenger RNA, 1150 nt
Organism: Phodopus roborovskii (desert hamster)
Lineage: Eukaryota; Metazoa; Chordata; Mammalia; Rodentia; Cricetidae
Gene: Itpa
Product: inosine triphosphatase
Exons: 8
Coding region: 43-639 (198 amino acids)
Biological process (GO): nucleoside triphosphate catabolic process
Cellular component (GO): cytoplasm
Molecular function (GO): nucleoside triphosphate diphosphatase activity
Source: RefSeq, a predicted model, not a curated record